GCCGCGCCCGCGCUCCGCCUGGCGCAGCUGCACGCGCGCCGCGGUGCCACCACUUACUUCGCGCACUUUGCACACCAGACUAGGGAUGCCGAAUACCCUCAGCGUUUGGGAAGCGUAUCAGGAGAAACGCUGCCCUACUUUCUUGGGCUGCCCUUGGUGGGAGGAAUGCCAUUCUACCCACGAAACUACUCACGCGGUGACGUUGCCGUGGCCGAGGCGGUGGUCGCGUUACUGGCGGCCUUCGCCAAGACCGGACAUCCCGCGCCCGCCGCGCCGCUGCCGCCCGACGCGCCCCUCGGCCCGGGGCCCCCCGCCGCCCCCGCCGGGCCCACCGCCGCCGACGAGCGCAGGGAGCACGCCAUCGCCUGGCCACGCUACGACCUCAAUACGCAGCAGUACCUCAGCAUAGGCAGCAAGUUGCGCGUGAAGAGUCACUACCGCGGGCACAAGAUGGCGUUGUGGCUGCACCUCAUCCCUCAGCU
Molecule: messenger RNA, 482 nt
Organism: Papilio polytes (common Mormon)
Lineage: Eukaryota; Metazoa; Arthropoda; Insecta; Lepidoptera; Papilionidae
Product: neuroligin-3-like
Exons: 3
Biological process (GO): neuron cell-cell adhesion; presynaptic membrane assembly; synaptic vesicle endocytosis
Cellular component (GO): cell surface; postsynaptic membrane; synapse
Molecular function (GO): neurexin family protein binding; signaling receptor activity
Source: RefSeq, a predicted model, not a curated record